Molecule: messenger RNA, 2416 nt
Organism: Nomia melanderi (Alkali bee)
Lineage: Eukaryota; Metazoa; Arthropoda; Insecta; Hymenoptera; Halictidae
Product: protein asteroid-like
Source: RefSeq, a predicted model, not a curated record
UAUCCUAACGACGCACCACGCCACGCUGCCAUAAUUGCACGUUGAAAAACUAACAAAAGCGCAUCGAUCUUUACUCUAAGGACCGACUUCCAACAUUAAAUAAGACAUAAAACACGCGGAAGUGGGAAGACCGUGACGGACUGUAUCGUUUCGUGCAAUGAACAACAAGAUUCAGAACAUUUUAAUUCCUGAAUAGAACAAGAAAUAACCUAACCUAACAGAAAGACACAAUGGGUAUUCGAGGAUUAACGGCAAUCUUAAACAAAUCGCCAUGCCUGCGACCGUAUAAUCUGCAGAAUACUUUCUUGGUAAUUGAUGGUGACAAUCUGUCACAUAAUAUAUAUAUUUCGUGCACAGAUGACAGUUGGAUAUACGGUGGCGCAUACGAUGCGUAUGCAGAGAUUGUAUCGAAGUUUUUUGACAAGCUUCUCGAGUGUAAUGUAACGCCAUUGGUUUUGAUGGACGGUUCGUACGAAGACUCGAAAUUAAAUACAGUUAUCAGCAGAUUACACCAAAAACUCCAAAUCGCAUCGACCAUAAUCGAGAAGAAAAGACUUGGGUGUAGAAUGUUCGCCCCGCCGUUAAGAAUGAACGUUUUCAUCCAGGUGUUGCGGGAAAAGAACAUUAAGCACGUGCGAUGCCUAAUCGAGGCCGAUAGGGUCGCAGCAGCGAUUGCAAAUGCGUUAAACUGUCCAGUUCUUAGCGACGAUUCUGACUUUUAUUUAUACGGGACGUUGUGUAUACCGUUUAACACAUUGAACCACACUGUGAAACGCGAUACCGCCGGCAACGCGUUGAGUUGCAAAAUAUUUCAGUUUGACUAUUUUUUAAAUCACUUUCCGAGGUUGAACGAAUACACGUUCUCGCUUAUUGCGGUGCUAUUGGGGAACGAUGUGUCGAAACAAGAUGCGUUCAAAAAUUUCUUAUUCAAGUUUCGAACGUAUAAAGGCGUAGCCUAUGCAGAAAGCAUCUUUAAUUGGCUCCGUAAUCAUACCUUGGAGCAAGGAAUUACAAAAAUCAUGAUUACGAUACCUAAAUCAGAGAGACAAAAGUGUUUAAAUAUAAUAGAAGAAAAUAUAAAUCAUUAUAGGUGCUUGCCUCCGGUACACGAGUACAUUAUGCUUUUGGAUGCUUCGAAAUAUAUCGUCAAUUGCGCCGGCAAUUCCACGAAGGAAGCUUACAAAUUCGCCGGGGAUAUUCAAAGUUUACCAUACACGGGGAGCGAAGAGGAGAAUUUUGAAUUGUGUAGGGUUAAUAAGAAGGAAAAUCAUAUUAAUCAAUUAAUAAACACGCUUAUCGAACAUAAAAAAGCAAACCGUAGCAAUGAAUCGAUGAUUGAUACGUUGCCUAAAUGGUUUUUAGAGGAUUUUCGCAUGGUUAAAUUUGCAGGCAAUUUUUUAACGUUAAUUGAUACGCGUUGGAAUCUUACGCCAAUAGUAAUUGACAAUUUUCAAUGUCCCUCAAGUCAUUUAAUCGCUUUUGAUAUUCUCAAAGUUACAUUUGGAAUCUUGACGUCGGCGACAGAUGAAAAAAGAACCUCUCUGAAAUGUGUGGUUAGGGAUCAGCACGGGUGGUUGAUGCAUCACGACUUAGAAGCGGCGGUAACUAUACCAUUGUCGAAACUUAAAGAUCUUCCGUUGAAUGACCGAAAAGAAAUAUUGGAUAAUGCGUUAGAAAUACGAAACGUAAAGUGUAUCGACGAACUUCCAUCGAAAUGGAAGCUAUACGUUGCUUGCUUUAAAUAUUGGACGGAUCGAGCACCGCACUACAAAUCAAACAGAUGUUAUACGUAUCCAAUAAUUUUCAGUAUGUUGUUUAACAUCAUAAUCACGAAAAUCGGGCAAUACGAAUCCCUGAAGAGCCUAGGAGAAUCAUACGUGUCAUUACUUUCAGCGGAAAUAAGGAAUAUCAGUUCCUUCCAACCGCAUUACUUUAAGCAUCAUACGAUUGAUAAGGCGUACGACAAAAUUAAUAUGCUAGAUUGUCUUUUAGCUGCGCCAUUCUUUCUUAUACACGCUAAACCGCAGCCAAUCGAAUUUUUAGAUAGGCAUGUUCUUCAUGCGUUUGCAGAGUUCCAGAAUUGCUUAUUACUGAGCGUAGAACUGAACGCCCUUCUGUCCCGUCCUUACGAAGAAGUGAACAUAGCCACUUUGUACAAUGGGCCUCUGUUGUACAAUCUAUACGUCCAUUUCUCGAAACGCACUGACUUGGAUGAUUAUUUAAAUGGAAUUAUGAAUUCUAUGCCCCUUUUAAGUAUAUUCAAUCUAUUAUUGACGACACUAAAUUUUCUGUUUGAAUAAAAUAAUACUAAUAAUAAUAAGAUAAUAAUACUAUUAACCCCUUGCCUUAUGAUUUCUUUUUCAACUGUGAUCGUUACGCCUAUUUUAUCAUUUAUCAUUUAUUGGAAAAAGAGACA